This is a messenger RNA of Mus pahari (shrew mouse), 5586 nucleotides long. It is a transcript of the gene Trim44, whose product is annotated as tripartite motif containing 44. The coding region runs from base 209 to 1249 and encodes 346 amino acids. Gene Ontology annotation, molecular function: zinc ion binding. The record is from RefSeq and is a predicted model, not a curated record. The transcript has 5 exons. NCBI's taxonomy places the organism in Eukaryota, Metazoa, Chordata, Mammalia, Rodentia, Muridae.
GGCGCGGCGCGCGGCGGAGAGACCGAGCGGGCGCCAGGCCCAGCGCUGACGGCUGGCCGGGCCCUCAGGCCUCAGCGGCUGCAGACGCGGCGCGGCGCGGCCCAGGCGGGGCGACCGGCCGGUCCCCGGGGGGAAGCGGACCUGCGAGAGGAGGCGCUCCGCGGAGAGCACGCCAGCCGCUAGGCCUCGGCCUCGUCCCUGCAGCCACAUGGCCUCCGGAGUGGGCGCGGCCUGCGAGGAGCUGCCUCCCGACGGCACGUGUGACGAGUGCGAACCCGACGAGGCGCCCGGGGCGGAGGAGGUGUGCCGCGACUGCGGCUUCUGCUACUGCCGCCGCCACGCCGACGCGCAUCGCCAGAAGUUCCUCAGCCACCGCCUGGCCGCCUACGUCCAUGGCGCCCAGGCCUGGACUCCGCCGGCCAGCGGGGGGGACGACGAUGCGCUCCCCGAAGCCGGCGAGGCCAAAGGGGAGCCCGAGGGGGAGGUAGAGAGCGAGGUCGGGGAAGAAGAGAGCGAGACGGAGGUAGACAGUGAGUCGGAAGAAGAGAGCGAGACCGAGGAAGACAGUGAGGAUGAGAGUGACGAGGAGAGUGAAGAAGACAGCGAGGAAGAGAUGGAGGAUGAGCAGGAGAGCGAGGCGGAGGAAGACAACCAAGAAGGAGAAUCCGAGGCAGAAGGAGAAACUGAGGCAGAAAGCGAGUUUGACCCCGAAAUAGAGAUGGAAGCGGAGAGAGUGGCCAAGAGGAAGUGUCCAGACCAUGGGCUGGAUUUGAGCACCUAUUGCCAGGAAGAUAGGCAGCUCAUCUGUGUCCUGUGUCCAGUCAUUGGGGCUCACCGGGGCCACCAGCUGUCCACGCUAGACGAAGCCUUCGAAGAACUGAGAAGCAAAGAUUCCGGUGGACUGAAGGCAGCAAUGAUAGAGUUGGUGGAAAGGUUAAAGUUCAAGAGCUCAGAUCCUAAAGUGACUCGAGACCAGAUGAAGAUAUUUAUACAGCAAGAAUUUAAGAAAGUUCAGAAAGUGAUUGCUGAUGAGGAGCAGAAGGCCCUUCAUUUAGUGGAUAUCCAAGAAGCAAUGGCCACGGCUCAUGUGACUGAGAUAUUGGCAGACAUCCAAUCUCACAUGGAUAGGUUGAUGACUCAGAUGGCCCAGGCCAAGGAACAACUUGAUACCUCUAAUGAAUCAGCUGAGCCAAAGGCAGAGGGUGACGAGGAAGGACCCAGCGGUGCCAGUGAAGAAGAGGACACAUGAAGACUUAGCAUUCCCUGCAGAAAACGCCCCUUCCCCGUGUGUAUGUGACAGCGUGUAUGUAAUGGCUUCUGAUAUCUGUGAAAGCUGCCCGGCAACAAACUUCUUCCACUGGAAAUGUCCCCAGAUCCACAGCAGGCACACAUGUUCCCAAGGGACCAGGGAUUGUAUGCAUACUGUCUGUGUGCGUCUUGUUCUCUGUGGUAGGUCAUGGGAAGAACCCUUUUGAUCAACUUGGAGGGCUCUUCAGACAACCCCCCAAUGGCUACUUUGAACUUACUCAGGAAAGCCAGCCCCUGGAAUAUUGUGCAAGUCAACACUAUCACUUCCUUAGGAAGGUUCUAGAACAUCUCAAAAGGAAAUCAGUUUUCCUUACCUGCAAACAGAAAACCCACUUUGUUUGUACUGAAGCUUAAAGCAAAUCUGGCCAAAUGGGGCCAAACUGACUCAAUAGGCAGUCUGUCAUAGUCCAGUUCUGCCUCUGUGAAAAGUGUUAGGGCAACUGGGUUAAAAUAGGGUUGGAGAAAGAGUCCAGAGCUAGAAAGAAGAUAUUUUUAGUAUGUGAGGUUAUCUAGGACUUAAGUUUCAUAAUUCAGUGCUGUGGAAAUGGAAAAUGAAUGAAAAGGUAGAAAGGAAAUGACCUUAAGGACUGGGGUGAGGCACAGAAAUCUGAUUAAAGGUUGAAAUCAGUGUUUCAGAAUUCAGAUUGCCUCAAUUUUCCAAAAUGGUCACUAAAGCAUCUGAUAAAAACCUGAAUUCUUGGGCCAGCUGUGUGGAUUAACAGGCCUGUCACAACAUAAAAGGCUGGCAUGUAUAUUGGCAGGUGGAGAUUGUCACUGUAAAACUCAGCAGUUCCACUCCGAGGUUAGUCUAUGGUGGUCAGUGCACUGUGGGGGGAAUCCUUGCCCCUCCCUGGCAGCUAGCAAACAUUCCUCUAUUUACUAUAAUUGGAAUCCUCCCUUCCCCUGCAGCAGGCCGUCAGUUCACCUCACACACCCGAGUUUUCUCUUCAUGUAGCAGUCCAGGCAUGCUCCAGAGCUGGAUUUCCUGGCCUUCUCCCACUCCCAGAUCACAGUCUCUUACAACCAUGCUUUUCAGGGUCCAGGAAGUAGUAGUGUGCUAGGAGAUACCCAACCAACUGCAAGCUCACAAGCACCACAGCUUCUUGAGACAUCAGUUUUUCUUUCCAAAUGAUUUCAAGUCAAGGGAUGACCGUAUUUUUUUAAUGGAACAAACGCUUAUGUUAUAGAAGAGAAUGUCCAUACACCUAAAGUGCUAAACUAAAAUAGGAAACUUGGAAGGAAACUCAUAUUUGUAAGUGGACAGUGAUUCUAUCUCCUCUGCUCGUGUGGUAUUUCCGUUUUCGCUUUGAGAUUUUGUCUGAACUGGAUUCAAGCAGCCUUGGAGUUGCGAUUGACCAAGGUCUAGACUUCCAGAUCCAAGGAGCCUACCUUGGAGUAGUACAUCUCCCUUUUCCUGUCAGCCAGCUUGCCUGUGUACUUAUCACAAAGCUUGAGGGGCAGCUAACAUGUGUAUGUACAGGAUAGUUCUGAGGCAGAAACAACAUAGACUUAUUGUAGGAGUUCUAUUUAUGUUCAGCCCUGUGCAUGCUAGAAAAUGAUUUAUCCCUUUGAGGCCAGAAAACUGCCAAGCCUCUCUGCUGUAGGCUAGGAUUACCAUAGCUCACCACACAUACAAGGAUAUUGGGGCAGAGAGGAGUGUGAGAUCUAAAACUAUGUAUACUUUACCCAGCUGGUGACUAGUAGAUGGCUUAGACAAUUUUGGUGCCUUACCAUCUGUCUGCAAAGACUGGAGAAUUUAAUACAUCUUGAGUUGACAACCUCCAAUGAUAUCCUGUUCUGCCAAAAUUUUAAAAGAAGGGCCACUCUAGAAAGAGUGUAGACUAUCACAAGAUUGAAAAGACUUGACAGUUUGGAAGCUUGUAUUGUCUUUCCCAGUAAUCAUUGAUCUUUACAUGUUGACCUUAUAUUAGCAAUGAACAGAUCAUUGCCUCUCCACCCAAUCAUGCUAUUACUUUAAAUCAGUGUGUGGGGAAUGCAAGCAUUUAUGCAGUGGUUAUAAACAGAAAUAUAAGAAGAUUUGCCAACCUGUCUCUAUAAAUUACCAUCUCUCUGAAAUCCUCAAGGAAAGCAUUUUCCCUUUACUUAGGAAGGGUUUCAGAUUCACUUUAUGGGCUCUUGCUGUCUUCAACACCUGAUAAAACUUUAACCAGAAAAGCAUUAAACACAGCACAGCAGCCCCAGCCCAGAUCCCUAAGUUCCUAGUGGCAGCAUUCAUCAAUGUAAGAACCAGAAUGCUUUCUGUACUGGUAUCAGCUUCAUCCUCAAAAUUAUGACCUCUUGCUUGGCCUUGUGCCCCAUGGUGAACGAAGCUUCUUGCCUUUCCAGGUCAGUGUGAGUCAAGAGUGUCAGAGUUGUAUGUGUCCUGAUGGACUGGACAGCAGGGUUUACCCAAAUCAUCAAGUGAUAUAGGUAAUGAAUGCCUCUAAAAUAAGUUGGGUCCUCCAAACAAGUCCUGGAUACCUUCUGAAUGUUAAGUUUCUGAGUGCUGAGAAUAAUUUGUUCAGUGGUUUGGUUUGAUACCAUUAUAUCUAUCUAGACCAGUACCAAGAAGUGCUUGACUUCUCAGCUCUGACAGCCAGUAAGAGGAAGUAAUCUUAGGGCAGGCAAUGGGCCUCUGUAGAUGUGCAGAGGACAAGCCACUCGUCUGUAGUUGCUAGCAAACAAUGGAACUAGUUUUGAGCACAGCACUCACUGCUCUGCAGUCAGCCCUCUGCCCCACACCAUGCCUCACCUACAGAUGGAGAGAGAAAAAGGCUUUCAGUUCCCCCAGUGUAGUAUGCCCAUUCACACUCAGAAUUCUUUCUCAAAGACAUCAAGAUGGCCUUAGCACUCUGUUUUAGUAGAUCCUGUAAGUAUUCAUUGUUAACUUGAGCUUCCUUCUGGGAGCUGGAUUUUUGGUACAAUCCCUACAAAGGAAAAUAAAGGCCUUCAAGAGUGUAAAGUUUUUAGACAGAGUUGGAGGUAAUGGUAUAGUCUUCUAACAUUAUUUAAAUACCUCCUGCUUCAUUACUAUAGAAAAGCAACUCUUAAUGUUUUAGGAAACCCAGCUACCAUGUUUGUACUCUGUGAGAAGAUACCAAUACAAAUCACUAACUUUGGACUCCCUUCUUGGAGUGUGUGUGUGUGUGUGUGUGUGUGUGUAAAUGAGAAUGAGAUUUGUACACACCCACAUAUACUAUACCACUUAAUUAAGAGUUAAGUGAAGUUCAAAGCAGCCCCUGGUGAUNUUAUUUACCACCACAAAGGUUUCUACUAGGUCCAUGAAAGUAUAAACAGAUAAUUGGAGUGUGACUGCUGGCUUUCCAGAAUAACCCACUUGAGGUAGGUGUCAACUCUUACAGCUCCAAGCCAAGGUGACAACCCAGCCCUCUUCCACCAUGUCUAAUAACAUGUGAAAUGGUAGAUGCCUUGUCAUUUGGUGACCUGGAUCUGGGCCCGAGUGAAGAGCUGCAGAAUUUAUAACCUUGUAGUAGUCAGUGGUCUAAGAAGUCCUCUCUCCCCACAGAGAGAAUCCUGCUGAUUCCUGCUAGUCUACUCUCAUAAAGUAGCUGUUCAGCACACACUUCUCAGUAAACUGGAUGCUUGUUUACUAUGUGCAGAGCACAUCUAGAUUUUUUUUGUUUGUUUAAAGGUAAAAGUCCCAUUAUAAAUGAAGUCUAGCCCUGCCCUAAGAGAAAAGGCCCACAGAGAUUGCACUUCUCACUGGUGCUGCCUUCACCCAUUAGUGUUUCUGAGGCCCGCUGUCCUAUGGAGCCAGGUAUCCCCACAUCAUUCGGAUCACUGGUGUUUCCCAUUACUAUUUGAGGCUGAGCAGAAACACUACCAAGGACCAGAGCAGGGACGGGAAAAUAAAUGAAGACACUUGGAGUGCACUGUUGGGAAAAUAGCCAGAGUCCAUGCUGGGCUUGAUGUGGCUUUAGGGGACCAAUCAUAUAUACUUUAUGGAAGUUAAACCUGACCAGUCUUUACAGUGACAGGCCACAGCGCGUGAGUGGGUAGAACCAACGAAUCCAUUGUCUUCUGCCUGUUUUCGUGUGCACAGUCACAUUCCCUCCUUAGUCAUCUUCCCCUUCCACUCUUUACACUAAACAAGGGAACACUCAAUCUUCCAAGGGAAUUACAUAUCUGAGUUAAUGUUUCAGUAUAUCAUUUUCAUACUGUAAAUUAUUUUGUAAGAGAGAUUUACUGCUAUCCCAGGAUGUUCGGACUUGGCGCCCCUGUGCAUUUGGAAAUCAAUAAACUAUUACUGGAAAUACC